GAACCGGGGCCGUAGUGGGCGGGUCUAGGAGAGCAGCUCCAAAGAUCAAGUCAGAUAGGAAAAUUCACCAUUCCCUUAGGUACUUAAGUGAACAACUUGUUCUCUAACCGGGGGCUGGUUUUCCUGUCCUGGUUAUUUCUGGACCUAGGGAAAACUCGGGCCUGGAAGAGUCAGCCGUCAGCUGUGCAGCGGCGGACACCGCAGCCCCGCGGCCCUGGAACCUCCCAGGUCUGUCUCCCACUGCUCAUCCUAAUCUGUUUACCCAUGAAUCAGAACUCAGAACACUGGAUGGUGACUACAACAAAGGAUCCAGUUUAUUUAUAUGGUGGAUUAUGUUGAUGGAUGUUCAUAUAUAGAACCAUCCAAGCAUUCCUGGGAUGAAGCCUAUUUGAUCUUGAUGAAUGAUGAUGUCUUUGAUGUGCUCCUGGAUUGGGUUUAUGCAGAACUCUCAGAUACCUCUCCAGCAUCACAUCUGCCUGCAUGCUGCCAUGCUUCCUUCCUUCCAUGAUGAUAAGUGACCAAACAUCUGAAACUUUUGUUUUCCUGAAAAAGGAACUCGGAGAGUAACAAGAGGAAGAAUGACUGCUUCUCUGCUAAAUGUUUCCAAGUGUUCAUGGAUGUGCAGACAUGUGAAAUUUGUUUGUCUUUGGAGAGUCUGCCCAGUGCUUAGUGUGGAUCUGUUAAGAUUCAAGGACGUGGCUGUGGAAUUCUCACAGGAGGAAUGGGAAUGUCUUGACUGUGCUCAGAGGGCAUUGUACAUGGAUGUGAUGCUGGAGAAUUACAACAAUCUAUUUUUUGUGGUUUUUUCAGAAAAUGAUCAUAUAUGUUACAAAUAUAAGAAUGUCUUGGAUGAAGACGCACAGCAAAUUGUCCACCAGCAUUUGAAUAUCCAAGAGAAGUCUUAUAAAUGCCAUGAGCUUGCUAAAAUCACCCAUGCAUCCACCCAAAAUAGUCCUUAUAAAAUUAACCUCAGAGAUACAACUGUUGAAUCAUCAAAGCUAAACAGACAUAGAACUGGAAACAUCAGAGAACCUUGUAAAUAUAAAAAUUGUGUAAACUGUUUAAGUGUGUGUUCUAUCAUUAGUCUAAAUCAAGGAAUCCACAUAAAUAAGAAAGAACACAAUGGUACAGAGUUUGAUAAGAUUUUUGAGUCUAAAGAAAAACGCAUGCUGAAACCAACCAAUAGUGGAAAGAAACCUUACAAAUGUAGUGAAUGUGAGGAAUGCUUCACCCAGCUAUGCGAUCUUAAAAGUCAUCAGCGAAAUCAUAUAGGAGAGAAACUUUGCAAAAGUAGUGAACAUGACAACUGUUUUGCCCUCAAAAGUGAUCUUAGAAUUCAUCAGCCAGUUCAUACAAGAGGGAAACCUUACAAAUGUAAUGAAUGUAUCAAAUCUUUUACCCAGAAAUCCAGUUUAAAAAGACAUCAGAGAAUUCAUACAGGAGAAAAACCUUACAAAUGUAGUGAAUGCAACAAAUGCUUUUCCCAUAAAUACAUUCUUAUUAUUCAUCAGAAAAUUCAUACAGGAGAGAAACCUUACAAAUGUAAUGCAUGUGGCAAAUGCUUUACCCUGAAAGGAGAGCUUAGAAUUCAUCAGAGAAUUCAUACAGGAGAGAAACCUUACAAAUGUAGUGAAUGUGACAAAUCUUUUACCCAGAAAGGCCAACUUAUAAUUCAUCAGAGAAUUCAUACCGGAGAGAAACCCUACAAAUGUAGUGAAUGUGACAAAUGCUUUAUCAAAAAAUACAGUCUUGUAACUCAUCAGAGAAUGCAUACAGGAGAGAAUCCUUACAAAUGUAGUGAAUGUGACAAAUGCUUUACCCUCAAAAGUGGUCUUAGAAUUCAUGAGAGAAUUCACACAGGAGAAAAACCUUACAAAUGUAGUGAAUGUGACAAGUCUUUUAUCAAAAAAAUCUAUCUUAGAAUUCAUCAGAGUGUUCAUAUAGGAGAGAAACUUUACAAAUGUAGUGAAUGUGACAAAUGCUUUAUGCACAAAUGCAGCCUUAGUAGUCAUCAGAGACUUCAUACAGGAGAGAAACCUUACAAAUGUAGUAUAUGUGACAAAUGCUUUACCAGCAAAGGCUAUCUUGGAAGUCAUCAGAGAAUUCAUACAGGAGAGAAACCUUACCAAUGUAGUGAAUGUGACAAAUGCUUUACCCACAAAGGCAGUCUUAAAAGACAUGAGAGAAUUCAUACAGGAGUGAAACUUUACAAAUGAAGUGAAUGAGACAAAUCUUUUACCAAGAUAGACCAUCUUAGAACUUAGUAGAGAAGACAUAUAGUAGAGAGACAUAUAAAUGUAGUAAAUAUGCAGACACUUUACUGUUGGCUCAUCUCAUAGAAUUCUUCAGAGAAUAUAUACAGGAGAGAACCUCACAAAUGUGAGAGAAGGCCUUUUCCCGAAUCUCAUAUGUAACAAUAUAUCUGGAAAUUUAUAGCGGGGGUGGGGGAGGAACUCUUCACAGGAAAAAAAUGUAGCAUGUACUUUAUCCAGGUGGUAUUUUCCAUGGCACUUGAGGCUCCAUACUAGAAAAUUAUUAUGAACAUGACAAACUUGUAAAAGUCUUCAAGUCUUAGAAGCAAGUAUUUUUGCUGAGAGAAACUCUGAAAAUAUGACAAUGAAGAAAAUUACUUAUUCUCAAAUAUUUCAUGAUGGAGACAAAGUGAGAAAGCCAGAAGAUGUGGUAUUGUGUAACAGUGCUUUGAAACCAAAAUAAUUCAAUGGAAAAGGAAAGUGAUUAUUGCAGCUAAUAUACCUCUCAAAAAUAAUACUGAAACUAAUAGCAUUCUGUAUGUUUAACUCAAAUGAAGAAACUCAGACAAAUUAUACUUCUUAAAAGAGGAUAGAUAGGACCAACUGAGCCACCAACAUAAUAUGGUCUUUAUCCUGUUGAUAUACCUACAGAUAUGCAGUUUUCUCCCAGUGUCUAGUAUUCAUGAUCUGUAUCAUAUUCUGGUUUCAAAUUUCUGCAUAGCUAACUGUCUUUGUGUCCCUUGUGCUGUUGUCAACAACUUCUUGCUCAUAUUCCUGUAUGUAACUACAAUAAAAUUCAUUGGUUUAUGAACUUA
Messenger RNA from Mus musculus (house mouse), 3067 nucleotides. RefSeq names its product zinc finger protein 946 (gene Zfp946). Lineage: Eukaryota; Metazoa; Chordata; Mammalia; Rodentia; Muridae. The coding region runs from base 579 to 2216 and encodes 545 amino acids. The record is from RefSeq and is marked validated. The transcript has 8 exons. Gene Ontology annotation, biological process: regulation of DNA-templated transcription. Gene Ontology annotation, cellular component: nucleus.